This is a messenger RNA of Osmerus eperlanus (European smelt), 669 nucleotides long. Its product is annotated as mitogen-activated protein kinase kinase kinase kinase 5-like. Gene Ontology annotation, cellular component: cytoplasm. Gene Ontology annotation, molecular function: MAP kinase kinase kinase kinase activity; ATP binding. The coding region runs from base 118 to 663 and encodes 181 amino acids. Gene Ontology annotation, biological process: protein phosphorylation; intracellular signal transduction. The transcript has 8 exons. Lineage: Eukaryota; Metazoa; Chordata; Actinopteri; Osmeriformes; Osmeridae. The record is from RefSeq and is a predicted model, not a curated record.
CAAGACCCGUCCUUCCUUCGACACAAGCAGCUAGCGGGGGAGGCUUGCGGUGCAUGUGUUUGCGCAUGGUGGAGUGUGUGUGCCAGUGAGUGUGUGUGCCAUGCUACAGUAGUAGUAAUGGAUUCUCAGCACAGGACCGCGUUAGACAUCUCAACCAGGAAUCCUCAGGAAGACUUUGAGAUCUUACUGCGUGUUGGAGGAGGGACAUAUGGAGAAGUCUACAAGGCUCGACACAAGCAGAGUGGCGACCUGGCAGCCAUCAAGCUCAUUAAGAUGGAGCCAGAGGAUGACUUCUCAGUGAUCCAGCAGGAGAUCAUAAUAGUGAAGAGCUGCCAGCACCGCAACAUAGUGGCCUACUAUGGCAGCUAUAUAAGGGCCAACAAGCUGUGGAUCUGUAUGGAGUAUUGUGGAGGAGGCUCCCUCCAAGACAUCUACCAUGUGAGCGGCCCCCUGUUGGAGCUUCAGAUAGCCUUCGUCUGCAGGGAGAUGCUGCAGGGUCUGGACUACCUUCACGACCAGAAGAAAAUCCACAGGGACAUCAAGGGAGCCAACAUCCUCCUCAAUGACCAGGGGGAGGUGAAGCUGGCUGACUUUGGGAUCUCAGCUCAGAUCACAGCUACUUUGGCUCGCCGCAUGUCCUUCAUAGGAACGCCCUACUGGUAAGCACCC